This is a messenger RNA of Alexandromys fortis (reed vole), 5660 nucleotides long. It is a transcript of the gene Crb2, whose product is annotated as crumbs cell polarity complex component 2. Gene Ontology annotation, molecular function: calcium ion binding. The transcript has 14 exons. NCBI's taxonomy places the organism in Eukaryota, Metazoa, Chordata, Mammalia, Rodentia, Cricetidae. The record is from RefSeq and is a predicted model, not a curated record. The coding region runs from base 92 to 3931 and encodes 1279 amino acids.
UCUGUCCACCGCGUCAGUGCUGGUUGGAGAGAGGAAGGGGCGCGGAGCUCGCCAAGCAGAGGGCUCCCACAGGCAAGCAGAGCCGGCUGCCAUGGCGCUGGUGGAGUGUGUGAUCUGGGGCUCCAGACGAGAUGUCCACCUCCUCUUGCUGUUGUUGUUGCUGCUGCCGCCCUGGGUUCCGGCUGGGCUGGUUCCUUCAGAGAUCCCAAGUGCCUGUGCCUCAGACCCAUGUACUCCAGGGACCAAGUGCCAGGCUACAGAAAAUGGUGGCUAUACCUGUGAGCCUGUAGAGCUUGGAGGCUGUGCUACUCAGCCCUGCCACCAUGGAGCACUGUGUGUGCCCCAUGGCCCAGAUCCUAACAGCUUCCGCUGCUACUGUGUGCCUGGCUUCCAGGGUCCCUACUGUGAACUGGACAUCGAUGAGUGUGCAUCCCGGCCCUGCCACCACGGGGCCACCUGCCACAACCUGGCAGAUCACUAUGAGUGCCACUGCCCCCUGGGCUAUGCAGGCGUGACCUGUGAGGCGGAGGUGGACGAGUGCUCAUCAGCGCCCUGCCUGCACGGAGGCUCGUGCCUGGAUGGCAUGGGCUCCUACCGCUGCGUGUGCGCGCCGGGUUACGCAGGCUCUAGCUGCGAGCUGGACGUGGACGAGUGCCAGAGCCAGCCAUGUGCGCACGGGGGCGUGUGCCACGACCUGGUCAAUGGUUUCCGGUGCGACUGUGGAGACACGGGCUACGAAGGAGAGCGCUGCGAGCAGGAGGUGCUGGAGUGCUUCUCUGCGCCCUGCGCACACAACGCGUCCUGCUUAGAUGGCCUCCGGAGCUUCCGCUGCCUCUGCUGGCCAGGCUUCAGCGGAGAGCUGUGCGAAGUGGAUGAGGAUGAGUGCGCUUCGAAUCCUUGUCAUAACGGGGGACGGUGCUUGCAGCGCUCGGACCCAGCCUUGUAUGGGGGUGUCCAGGCCACCUUCCCAGGAGCCUUCAGCUUCAGUGACGCCGCUGGCUUCCUUUGCAUCUGUCCUUUGGGCUUUGCCGGGGAUGAUUGCAGCGUGGAUGUGGAUGAAUGCGCCGCAGGACCAUGUCUCAAUGGUGGCAGCUGCCAGGACCUGCCCAACGGUUUCCAGUGCCACUGCCUGGAUGGAUACACAGGACUGAUGUGUCAGGAAGAUGUGGAUGAAUGCCAGUCGGAACCAUGCCUGCAUGGUGGAACCUGCAGCGACAUUGUAGCAGGCUAUAUCUGCCAGUGCCCUGAGGCCUGGGGCGGACAUGACUGUUCUAUACAGCUCACAGGCUGCCAGGGCCACACUUGCCCACCUCUUGCUACCUGCAUCCCCACCUUCAAGUCUGGGCUCCACAGUUACGUCUGCCACUGCCCACCUGGGACCUAUGGGCCUUUCUGUGGCCUGAAUACCACCUUCUCGAUCAUAUCUGGGAGUUCUGUGUGGGCGUUAGUGCCAGCCAGUGACUCUCUGAGUCUGGUACUGAGGUUUCGAACUACGCUGCUUGCUGGGGCCCUGGCCACUCUCAAAGACACUCAGGACAUCUUGGAGCUGGUACUGGUGAGGGCCACACUCCAAGUCACACUCUGGAGACACGGUAUUGCUCUGCUUGUCCUUACACUGCCAGACCUAGCCUUAAAUGACGGCCAUUGGCACCAGGUGGAGGUGGCACUCCGCCUGGGAGCCCUGGAGCUGCGGCUCUGGCAUGAGGGCUGCCUUGGCCAGUUCUGUGUGACCUCUGGUCCUGUAGCUACAGGUCCCACAACCAUAUUGGCCUCUGGGCCUCCUGGGCCCUACUCCAUCCAUCUGGGUGGCUGGUCCUUUGCAGGCUGCUUCCAGGAUGUACGUGUGGAAGGGCACCUUCUGCUGCCCGAGGAGCUCAACGGAAAUGUGCUCCUAGGUUGCAAGCGCAGGGAACUAUGCCAGUCUCUGCCCUGCGCCAAUGGAGGGACCUGUGUGGACUUGUGGACUCACUUUCGCUGCGACUGCCCAAGACCUUACCAUGGGCCCACAUGCACUGAUGAGGUUCCUGCUGCCACCUUUGGCUUGGGCGGCACCAUGAGUUCAGUCUCCUUCCUGCUCCACGAGCCGCAAGGCCCAAACCUCACUGUGUCAUUUUUCCUCCGCACCCGAGAGCCUGCUGGUCUGCUUCUCCAGUUUGUCAAUGAUUCAGCGGCUAGCCUAACUGUGUCCCUGAGUGAGGGCCAGAUCCGAACUGAGGUGCUGGGCCAGCCUGCUGUGAUCCUCUCUGGGCGCUGGGAUGAUGGACUCCGCCACUUGGUGAUGCUCCGUUUUGGUCCUGACCAGUUACAGGACCUGGGCAAACAGCUGUAUGUGGGUGGAAGGCCCUCCCCUGAUGACACCCAGCCCUGGGGUGGGCCCUUCCGAGGCUGUAUCCAGGACAUGCAACUCAAUGGCUUCCACCUCCCGUUCUUCUCUUUGCCGAUGGAGAACUUAAGUUGGCCCAGGGAACUGGAUGUUGGUCAGGCCUCUAACCUCACCCAGGGCUGUGUCUCCGAAGACAUGUGCAACCCCAAUCCCUGUUUCAAUGGUGGAACCUGCCUCGUCACCUGGAAUGACUUCUCCUGUACCUGCUCUGACAACUUCACAGGGCCCACCUGUGCCCAGCAGCUGUGGUGCCCCAGCCAGCCUUGCUUCCCACCUGCCACCUGUGAGGAGGUUCCAGAUGGCUUUGUAUGUGUGGCUGAGACUACAUUCCGCGAGGGCCCUCCUGCUGUGUUCAGCAGCCACAACGUGUCCUGGGCGCCAGCUCCAAGUGUACUCACCCUGGCCUUUCGCACUCGCGACCCCGAGGCUGUGCUGCUGCAUGUUACCAUGGGGGUCCACUCCGGUAUCUGGCUGGCGGUGCGCAAUGGCUCGCUGGCAGCGGAUGUGGUGGGCUCAGUGUUGCCUGCGCCCGGGCCGCGCGUGGCCGACGGCGCCUGGCACCGCGUGCGUCUGGCCCGGGAGCUCCCACUAGCCACCGCCUCGCGCUGGCUGCUGUGGCUGGACGGUGUGGCGACGCCCCUGGCAUUGCAGGGUCCGGGGGGCGACCUGGGCUUUCUGCAGGGCCCGGACGCCGUGCACGUGCUGCUGGCUGAAAACUUCACAGGCUGCCUUGGCCGCGUGGCUCUUGGCGGCCUUCCCUUACCCUUGGCGCCGCCACGGUCCGGCGUGAUCCCCGGAGCCCGCGAGCACUUCGUGGCCUGGCCCGGGUCGCCGACCUUGCGCCUCGGCUGCCGCGGUGCGUCCGUGUGCACGCCCUCGCCCUGCCUGCACGGCGGUGUCUGCCACGACCUCUUCGAUGUUUUUACCUGUGCCUGCGGCCAGGCCUGGGAGGGACCCCACUGCGAGGCCCGCGCCAACCCGUGUCGCUCCUCGCCCUGUGUCCGGGGCCAAUGCCACGCGCGCCCCGACGGCCGCUUCGAGUGCCGCUGCCCUCCGGGCUUCGAGGGCCCGCGCUGCAGGAUGCCUGUUCUGCCUCACCCAUGUAGCCUCAACUCCACCUGCAAGGAGGGCACCCCUUGUGAGAGCGGUCCCCUAGGCACCAACUGCAGUUGCCAGGAAGGUCUUGUUGACCUGAGGUGUCAGAGUCCUGACCUACCUUGUGAAGCCAACCCUUGCUUGAAUGGGGGAACCUGCCGGGCAGCCAGUGGCAUAUUUGAGUGUACUUGCAAUGCAGGAUUCUCUGGCCAGUUCUGUGAGGUGGUGAAAAGCCUGCCUCUGCCCCUGCCAUUCCCGCUGCUGGAGGUAGCAGUGCCUGCAGCCUGUGCCUGCCUCCUCCUCCUCCUCCUGGGCCUCCUUUCAGGGAUCCUGGCUGCCAGAAAGCGCCGCCAGUCUGAGGGCACUUACAGCCCAAGUCAGCAGGAGGUGGCAGGAGCCCGUCUGGAGAUGGACAGUGUCUUCAAGGUGCCACCAGAGGAAAGACUUAUCUAGGCUGGCCUGGCUGCUGGUCUUACAGGAUCACUGCAGAAUCUCUACUUGGAGCCCAAGGAGACUAUUUCCAGAGCCAGGACAUCCACAGGACGUGCCCCCACGGUUGGCAACCCUUCCCCUGCUCAUCGUGGAUCAGAAGAUGGGGAACAGCUCAGGGAAGCAGAGGAGGGUAUGGGAGUAUGAAUGUCUCUGACCUGCUGGGCUGUACAUAGGAGAGUAUGACAGGGCUGUCCUGAGGAUCCGAGGCACAAACAGGCAGAAAGUCCAGAAGGUGUUAAACUCCAUCUGACGGAAAGUGUUUCACCUGCCUACAGUCGAGGGGGCUUCCUGGGACACUGGCAAGGAGGCCAGACGGCAGAAGAAUGGACGUGCUGUUCUCUGUCCCUGGCCCUUGCAGUUCUGCAGCUCCAUCCUCUGUGUAUGGCUGUGGAAAGCAUGCCAACAAAGGCCUCGGUUGUGUGCCCAGUGCUCGGCAGAUGGACAUCAGCAGCUACUGCACUGACCUUAGGCUGUGCAAUUACAUCUCAUGGAUACACACUCCAGUGCACUUGACCUCUGACCUCACCCCCCAAGGGCUGCAGGUCUAGUCUCCUUUGAACUUCCCAGAGCCCUCUGACUUAGAGAUGUGUCCAUUGUCAUCCAUGCUUAUAGGCCAGUGCCUCCUGAUGGGUUCCAUGUGACUUUUACACAGGAAGCUGUGUGUCUCAAGGUUGCAGUCACCUCCAGAAGGCACAGACUUGGGAGCACUGGGGGCUUAGUGUUUUGAGACCCUGGAUGCUUAGAGGCCUGCUUGGUCCUUACCCUGUAGACCAACUUGCCCCUAGCUGUCUCUGUCCCUUGAGAAAGGGGAGAGGAAAUGGGUUCCUGGGCGAACUGUUCAGUUGCCAGCUCCCAAGAUGUUUCCUAUGGAUCGCCAACAAGGGAACAUUCACUUCACUUCAAUGUCGCCAGUGUAGGCUACACAAGGACCCCUUGGGGGCUAGAGGCAGCUCUUGCUGAGAUCUAGGGGAGGGGUGAAACUUAUUCCUUCCCAUCAUCCUGCCCACCUGCCUAUGCGCAGUUCACUCCCUGAGAGGGAAGAGGCAAGUGGCUUGGAGCCUCAAGUGGGCAUGGGCUAGGAAAGAUGCCCAAGUGUCUGCUAACACUUCCUUUCCUUGAAGGACUCAGGACCACAGCCUUCCCAAGAUUUUCUUGAAGGCACAGUUCAUCACUAGGUUCGCAAAUGCUACCCAGUGAACAGAUUAAAUGAGUAUGUGUACCAGCCCUCAGCGGACCAUAGGUGUGUGCUGCGGCUGCCUGACACCUUGUCAUCCCGCUGACCCACUGGGUUAGGACACUGCCUCAUCUUGGGCGGGACCUGGAAUUUGUUGAGAUGGAAGUGUUACUGAGACCUGUUUAGGAACACAAAUGCCAGGAGGGUCCCCAUGACCCAGGAGAGACUCAGUUCCCUAGCAGCUGAGGACCCCCACCCCAGACAGAGCCCUGGGGACCCCCAAUGACCCCACCUCCUUGUUCCCAUGAGAAACCCUGGGGUGGGUAGGCUGAUUACUCACACACAGGAAAUGAGAAGUCAGGUCAAAUGGAUACAAUUUCCUGUAUGUCCCUGAUGUCUUCUUAAAUGGUCAGGCUGUGUUUUACCUUGAUUUAUUGAAAGGAAUCAAUUUUCAAGAUUCAUCAAAAUCAAUAAGGUACGAAGGAAAAGCAAGAUCAAAGAAACAAUAACAAAACA